GUAUAUAUAUAUAUAUAUAAUAUAUAUAUAAAUAUGUAUGUAUCUAUUUGCACCGGUUUAGGUAUGUUAUAGCAUCUAAGGCAUUUUUAGCACCCCGCAAUGAAUUUGCAAUGGUUCAGGGAAUAUGUUAUGGUACACCUUUUAAAAUUGUACAUUUCAUUUAUAUUUCUUUCCACCAAAUUUAGUAACACUACACAAUAGCACACAAUAACUAUUUCAAUAAAUUUGAAUAUUUCUAUUUAAUUGUUUUCUUUUUUUUUACUUGUAAUUCUGAGUUUUACGGAUUAUGCUUAUAUAGAGUUAUCACAAACGAUUGAAAGCUUUCUAAGCGCUUGUUUAUUGCAAAAAAUAAAAUGGAUGAGCAUAGUAAAUUUAGUAAUUCAUUUUGAAAAACGGAAAUAAAUAAUAAAAAUGCUCCAAAUGAUAUGAAAGAAUAUAAAUAAAAUAAGCAACAUUUGUGUGCUAAAAUUUAACAUACACACGCAAGUCAGUCAUUUAUGUAUAUGCUAAAAGAAUCACCCAAAUAUAAUAAGAAAAAAAUUAAGCUAACAAAUAAUUGCGUAGAUUGAACAUAUAGCCACGCUGAAUAGCAAACAAAAAAAAAACCAUAAACAAUAAACAGUACUGGUAAAUUUGGUAAAUUUAAUACAUAUAUACAAGUAAAUAAAUGUGGGUUGGGACAGUGAAAAUUUAUAAAAAUUCAAUAAAAAUGUAAUACUACAAAUGAAAUUCAAUUGAAAAAUGUUAAAUAAUUAGAUUAUUAGGUAGAAAAAAUGUGUUGAUCGAAACAAUAUAAAUUAAUAACAUUGAAAGCUAAAUGAGAAAAUCGCAAACUAAUGUCAUUGCCGCUUUCUAUGUUGUUUGACAAUUAUCUAAAAAAAAAAAACGUGAAAAAACUGAAACUUAAGAAAAUUUGCGCGCCGAAAUGUAUGCCACGUGCUCAAACACAAAGCAUUGCAAAAACACAAAAAUAUCGCACGAAUAUUUUUUACUACUGAUUGCCUGUAAGUAAUACGAUUCCACAUUUUCAGAAUUUAUAAAAUUUCGAAAUACUCUACAUAUUUCACUACUAUCUUGUUUCAGAUGAAUUCAACAUUGUAACUCAGAUUUUGCGAAACACUUUAUUAAGCAUAUUCAGUGAAAAAAUAAGAAAUUCAGUAAAUUGAUGUACUUCGAAAUAGCAUAUUUGUUUGGGCAUCAGAAUUCACACACAAUUUUAGCGAACAGUUUUACAAACUCCGCCCUGUUUCUAUACGAUAACAUAUCGCGUCAAUAUUAUUAAAUGCCUACAGAAAUAAAUUUAUACAAAGGUACCUUACAUUAGCGAUAGGAACAUAUUUAACUGCGUCUAUCGAUACUCGGUGGUUACCUUAAAUAACGGUGAAAAUUGUAAAGACAGUUAGUAUUACUUCUCGAAAAUAUUACAAUGUUGCGUAUAAGUUGCAUAAGCGCGUACCUUAUCGGUUAUGUCAGAAAAAAAAAAAUUAGAAGUGCCCAAAAGAUAUAUGUAUUGUAUAUGCUCGUGCUCUAUUUGGGCAUGAAACAUUGUAUUUGCAGUAAUAUUUCAUUUUCAAUAUAAUUACGUAUUUAAUUUUUUUAUUUCUUUUUUUUUUUAACACAGUAAUGCGCAUUUGUGAAAAAUUACAAACAAAAUUUUUAGCAGAAACAAAUCAUUCACUCAUACAAAUAAUUUAUAUGACAUUUAUAUUUGUACUGCUCUGCAAUGAAACUAUAAAAAAAAAAAUUGAAAUUGGGCACAGAAAGUUACUGGCAAAUCAGAAUUUAAGUAUAUGUGAAAAAAAUAUAAAACUCUCAAAUAACUAAACAAAUCUUGCUGUUUACAUAAAUUCUGUUAUUUAUAUGCAUACAUAUUAAUAACUAACUAAGUCUGAGUUCAGACGUGAAAACUUUUGUUGCUCGUCAUCGGCAAAUUCUGUUUUGUAUUACGCAUUGCAUUCAGACGAGCAGCUCGAAUCCGGAAAACUUGAGGCAUACAAUAUUCUGCACCCCCUUUCAUAUAAUACACUCAAAUUCUUGUACGCUUCAUUUAAGCGGUACAUAAAAAUAUAUUUCAUUAGCUAAUUUUUAUCAUUAUAUACCAUUUUCAAAAAUAUGUUUAUCAUAUUAUGAAAAUUUGUAUACAUAUGUAUUUGCAUAUUACGUACAGAGAAUAUAUGAUAAAUUCAAAGUUCUAAACAUAUUGUAAAUAUUCAUUUGAAACCGAGCACAAUUGCAAUCUUGGCCUGAAUUUCAAAAUGAAAAAGAAUGUCAAAUUGCAUAGCAGUGAACUUACGAACAAGCAUACAGAGCGUGUUGUCCGAGCCCUUGCAACUCGGUGCUAUUUGUCUCUCCUCAUCGCCCCACGUCUUCAAACUACGAGUCUCGGCAACAAGAGUCUCCUCGUAUGAACCAGUUCUAACAUAUUACAUACAUAUUUACUAUAACUAUAAGCACAAUCAUGUGCAAAUAAUUGUAAAAGUCAUUUACUUUUCUAUCACCAAAGCAGCAUUAUAAAAUUUUCAUGUACCUUUGCUAACUGAAACAAAGAAACAAUUAAGAAAUAUAUAGAAAACUCGAACUAUCCACUACUAUGAGUAAAUACAAUGCAACAAAUUAAACUUAAAAACAAUAAGGGCAAUGUAGAAAAAAGUAUAAAUAAAGAACAUAUAACGUAGCAACGUAACUUAGCCAACUGAGAAAAUAUAUAAUAAAAAAAACGUAAUAAUAAAUUUACACAUACACAGAUACAGACAAACAUGUAUUUAAAGCAACCAACUACACCGAUACAUUAAACGCGUAUUCAAUACGAGCAAAAACAAAAAUAACAAACUGAAACAUAAUACAAAAACUAGGCAAAUAAAAUUUACGUAAAUAAUACAAAAACAUGAAAAAAACAUUUAUUUAAAGCAAAGUAAACAGUAUUCUAUCUAAAUGGGGCAAUGCAACGUAAAACACUUAAUUAUUUUCACAAAUAUCGUAACAUUUCGCAAAAAAACUUAAUAUAAUUUUAAAUUUUCUAAUUUUAAAUGUGUUUAUUAUAAUAAAAAUAUUUUUUUUUCGUUGAUUGGUGCUCAACUAAACCACAAUAUGUUUACUUUUUAAGAAAUUCACCCAGUCAUCCAACAUUCUUCCGCUUUUGCUGUGUGAAACAAUUUAUUAUUAAUGUAUAUAAUAUUCAGUAACCUCGACACGACAUACAUACAUACAAACUUGUAUUUUAACACAAUGAAUUUUUGUAUAACUUAGCUAAUUUGCAUUGCCCCAAAAAGCUUGAUUAUAGGAAUACUUAUUGAAGGCAUACUUACACAUUUAUAAAACAUAUAGUAAAAUUAUUGUAUGUGCAGUAUGACAAGCAAAAUAUAAAUAUAAUUAUAAAGUUAAUGUUAAAUUAAAAUAGUCGAAAGUCAACAGUUGGUACGUAUGUAAAAAAACUUAAAUGCAAAAAAACCAUAUGCAGAGAGACACGUAAGACAAACAUAAUAAUUAACAAAAGCUGAAUUAUAACAUGAAUAUUAUGAAAAUGACUACAAAUAAAACAUAUAACAAUAAAAAUACAUACAUAUGUACUUUGUGUAUUCUUGUGAGGAAAAGGGGCGUUCUUAACUUAGGGGAAGAAGUUAAUUAUCGCUAUUAUUGCCAUUACAUCAUCAAAUUAAGAUGCGCUUUAAAAGGCCAUUGAAAAUUUCACUCCUUUUCUUCCAGCAGUUUUUGUACGCCAUACAAAUGUAAAGACUUUUUGUUAACGAAAUUAUAAAAAUAUCAAAAUUUUAUAAAUACACUAAUCGUUAUUUAAACCGAAACAGUGAUGCACAGUUUUUUUUUUUUGCUCUAGCAUAAAUAAACAUUUAGAAAAAAAAAACAAAGACGUUGCCUAAUUAUAGGCUAGUAGUAAUAUUAUUACUCUGAAUAAACAUUGAUUUUAAAUAAUAAAAAUAAUAAAAUUAUUAACGGUUAGCUUGAUACGUCAAAAUGUUCCAUGCUUCCAAACUGUACGAAAAUUGACCCUGCAAGUUAACUAUCGGUUAAAUCAUACAUUAAUAGCCCGAGAGCGCUAUCAGAGAUUUCUUUAAAAGUUAUAUUGGUUUCAGAAGACCGAAUGGACAAAACUAACCGAAACCCUUCUAUAUAUGAGAUCGCUCAUUUUCUUUUAUGGUUAAUGAUUUGCAACAUGGUUUGACGAAAAUUGUUUCAAUGUGUGUUGUAGUUUCCGGCAUCCUUCACUUACUAGGAAUAUUUUACGUUCCAAAGUUGUAUCGCCUGAAACAAAUUCCAAUCAGCUGUUUAGGCGUACAGCUGUCAAAACAAGUACUAUACGGUCAUCAGACCAUUAUCAGUGUAAUUGGUCAAUUUUGACAAUUGAGUAAGCAACAUUUACAAAAUAAAUUGUUUUCGUCUUCAUCAAAGGAAUAUUCGUUCAUAAAAGCCGAAAAAUAAAUCAAAAUGAAGAAAAAAGUGCUGCUCAUGGGCAAAAGCGGCUCAGGCAAAACCAGCAUGCGUUCCAUUAUAUUUGCAAACUACAUAGCUCGAGAUACGACGCGUUUGGGUGCGACCAUUGACGUUGAGCACUCUCAUGUGCGCUUUCUGGGCAACCUGGUACUCAAUUUAUGGGAUUGUGGCGGCCAGGAGGGCUUCAUGCAGCAAUACUUUGCAUCACAGAGGGAUAACAUUUUCCGAAAUGUUGAAGUCCUCAUAUAUGUAUUUGAUGUAGAGAGUCGUAACUUGGAACUAGAUGUUCACUACUAUCAAUCAUGUUUGGAAGCAUUGUUACAGAAUUCACCGGAAGCAAAAAUAUUUUGUUUGAUACAUAAAAUGGAUUUAGUCGCUGAAGAACAACGAGAAUCAUUGUUCAAAGAGCGCGAAGAGGAUCUUAUUAAGCUAUCCAAACCGGGAAAUGUUACCUGCUUCCGUACCAGUAUAUGGGAUGAAACAUUAUACAGAGCUUGGUCCAGUAUCGUUACCAUGCUUAUACCCAAUGUGGCCGUACUGGAGAACUCUCUAACCCACUUCGCCAAUGUUAUUGAGGCCGAUGAAGUGUUACUUUUCGAGAAGGCCACUUUCCUGGUUAUAUCACAUUGUCAGAGCAAAAAGAACCGUGACUCGCAUCGUUUUGAAAAAGUCUCCAAUAUAAUAAAACAAUUUAAAUUAAGUUGUUCAAAAUUGGGCGCCAAAUUUCAAUCGAUGGAGGUACGUAACAGCGCCUUUGCUGCUUUCAUAGAUACCUUUACCAGCAAUACAUAUGUGAUGGUUGUCAUGUCUGAUCCAACAAUACCUUCCGAAGCGACUUUGGUUAACAUACGUAAUGCGCGCAAAUCUUUUGAAGAAUUAGAGAACCCAAAUAGCAACGCCAUGAAUCAUCAUCAAUAUCACUGAUAUAGGAUGUAGGUGCACUGCACUGUUAAGGAGAGGAUUUGAAAUUGGGGCUAACAAGAAACAUUGUUUGAAAUUUAGAUUUGUAAACAUUUAUAAGGAAGCCUGAUUCGUAUUGGAGCUUAAAUUUAGUGUAUAGAAUUGGAUAGAGUUGUACAUAAAAUAAAUAUGCGAAAGUUGUUGAAGAAUAUUAAAAUGAUUUGCUUUGAAAAUAAAUUAUGCAUAAGGUAAAAUGUUUAUACAUACAUACAUAUAUAGAACUACAUACAAUAUUUUCUUACAUUGAAAACAGAAUUUAAGCUCCAAGACUCAUGACGGUGAUUAAAUAGUUCUUUUUAAAAACCAUCAAAAUUUUAGGAAAGCUCGGCUCAUUUCGUUCUCUCGAUUUUCAAUACAUAAUUUUUUAUAGUUAUUAAUUGUUGCUUAUUGAAAUUUAAUAAAAAUUUGAACGCUUUAUUAUAUAUAUUUAAAGUUUACAGUACAGAAAUGUCUUUAUACAUACAUACAUAUAUGCCACAUAUUUUUAUAGUUACAAUAAUGGUGUGCAAAGCUAUUACAAUAUGCUAUCUUUACAUUAUUAUAAGCGAAUAAUAAAUCAUUUUUACAACUA
Messenger RNA from Bactrocera oleae (olive fruit fly), 5977 nucleotides. It is a transcript of the gene RagA-B, whose product is annotated as Ras-related GTP binding A/B. Gene Ontology annotation, biological process: negative regulation of autophagy; cellular response to starvation. Lineage: Eukaryota; Metazoa; Arthropoda; Insecta; Diptera; Tephritidae. The record is from RefSeq and is a predicted model, not a curated record. Gene Ontology annotation, cellular component: lysosome; nucleus; Gtr1-Gtr2 GTPase complex. Gene Ontology annotation, molecular function: GTPase activity; GTP binding.